UUGAUGUAAAAUUCUCCCUUCCUCUAAUAAAAAUGAUCCUGUGUUUGUGCAGAGUUCUGUGACGAUCAACCAGAUCAGUCUGGAUGAGAGUGGAGAGCACAUGGGCAUCUGCUCUGAGGAUGGGAAGGUUCAAGUGUUCGGCCUUUACACGAGAGAGGGCUUCCAUGAUAACUUCGACUGUCCCAUCAAAGCAGUUGCAUUACACCCUCAAUUCAGCAGAUCAAACUGCAAACAGUUUGUCACAGGGGGUAACAAGCUGCUUCUGUAUGAAAGGAACUGGUUGAAUCGCUGGAAGAAGCUGGUUUUACAUGAAGGUGAGGGGACGAUCACUAAUGUCCAGUGGAGAGCCAACCUGAUCGUGUGGGCCAACAACCUGGGAGUAAAAAUCUAUGACAUGACCACAAAGCAACGGAUCUCCAACGUGUUGAGGGAUAACGUUAGCCUGAGGCCUGACAUGUACCCAUGCAGUCUGUGUUGGAAAGACGACACCACGCUCAUUGUCGGCUGGGGUACCUCCAUUAAGAUUUGUGUUGUGAAAGAAAGAAAUCCUACAGAAAUAAGAGAUCUGCCUAGCCGCUAUGUGGAAAUAGUUUCUGCAUUUGAGACGGAGUUUUUCAUCUGUGGCUUGGCACCGCUGGUCGAUCAGCUCGUCACUCUGUUCUUUGUGAAUGAGAACUCGGAUCAGGAUGAGGAGUUUGAAGCACGGCCUCGUCUCGACAUCAUCCAGCCUCUCCCCGAGAGCUUCGAGGAGAUCUCCUCAGACGCUCUGACUGUUCGCUUCUUCCGAGAAAAUAAAUGUAGAGACUACCGCCUCGAGCAUUCGGAGGGAGAGUCGCUGUUCUACAUCAUCAGUCCCAAAGACAUCGUCGUGGCCAAAGAGCGAGACCAGGAUGACCAUAUCGACUGGCUGCUUGAAAAGAAGAAAUAUGAGGAGGCGCUGAUGGCUGCAGAGAUCAGCUUCAAAAACAUCAAGAGACACGACGUUCAGAAAAUUGGAAUGGCUUACAUCAAUCACUUGGUGGAGUACGGAGACUACGACACUGCUGCAAGGAAAUGUCAGAAAGUCCUGGGAAAAAACAUGGAGCUGUGGGAGAAUGAAGUUUACAGAUUUAAGACCAUUGGGCAGCUGAAGGCCAUCAGUCAGUAUUUACCAAGAGGAGAUCUGCGUCUCAGACCGGCCAUCUAUGAAAUGAUCCUGCAUGAAUUUCUAAAAACUGACUAUGAGGGUUUUGCCACACUGAUCCGGGAGUGGCCGGGAGAGCUUUACAACAACAUGGCCAUUGUUCAGGCCGUCAGUGAUCACCUGAAGAAAGAUCCCACCAACAGCACGCUCCUCACCACGCUGGCUGAGCUGUACACCUAUGAUCAGAGGUACGACAGAGCCUUAGAAAUCUACCUGAGACUGAGACAUAAAGACGUCUACCAGCUGAUCCACAAACACAACCUGUUCUCCUCCAUAGAGGACAAGAUCGUCCUCCUGAUGGACUUUGAUAAAGAGAAAGCUGUUGACAUGCUUCUCGAUAACGAAGACAAGAUAUCUAUCGACAGGGUGGUGGAGGAACUAAAUGGCAGGCCUGAGCUGCUGCAUGUGUACCUCCAUAAACUAUUUAAACGAGAUCACCACAAAGGCCAGAAGUACCACGAGAGACAGAUUGGUCUUUAUGCUGAAUAUGACCGUCCAAACCUCCUGCCUUUCCUGAGGGAUAGCACUCACUGCCCUCUUGAAAAGGCUCUUGAGAUAUGUCAGCAGAGGAACUUUGUGGAAGAGACCGUCUUUCUGCUCAGCAGGAUGGGAAACUGCAGACGAGCCCUGCAGAUGAUCAUGGAGGAGCUGGAGGACGUGGAUAAGGCCAUCGAGUUUGCUAAAGAGCAAGAUGACGCAGAGCUCUGGGAGGAUCUCAUCUCUUACUCCAUCGAUAAGCCACCGUUUAUUACGGGGCUCCUUAAUAAUAUUGGCACUCACGUUGAUCCCAUUCUCCUCAUCAAACGCAUAAAAGAAGGCAUGGAGAUCCCAAACCUCAGAGAUUCACUGGUGAAAAUCCUCCAUGACUACAACCUACAGAUUCUUUUGAGGGAAGGAUGCAAGAAGAUCUUGGUGGCGGACUCACUUUCUCUGCUCCAAAAGAUGCAGCGAACGCAGAUGAGAGGAGUCAGAGUCGAUGAAGGAAACAUUUGUGAGUCAUGUCAUGGCACAAUCUUACCCUCAGAUAUGGCUCAGCCUUUCUCUGUGGUAGUGUUUCACUGCAGACACAUGUUUCACAAGGAGUGUUUGCCGUCUUCAGGAGCAAUACCUGGAAUGCAAUUUUGUAACAUCUGCAGCGCGAAGAAGCGAGGACCUGGGAGUGGAAUACUUGAGAUGAAAAAAUAAUUAUAUGUGCUCUAAACAUUAUUAAAAUUUUAGUUUAUUUUAUGUUUGUUUUUUUUUACUCCUCAGUGCACCCAAUAAUAAAAAUCUCAUUCCCUCGGGUACUGAACUGUGCACGUGCAAAAAUGCUAAAUAUUUCUCCAGGACUGUUUCUGUAUAUUUAACUGUAACAUGCUGUGCCUUGUUUCG
Molecule: messenger RNA, 2554 nt
Organism: Nematolebias whitei (Rio pearlfish)
Lineage: Eukaryota; Metazoa; Chordata; Actinopteri; Cyprinodontiformes; Rivulidae
Gene: vps41
Product: VPS41 subunit of HOPS complex
Exons: 24
Coding region: 101-2368 (755 amino acids)
Biological process (GO): protein targeting to vacuole; cellular response to starvation; vesicle-mediated transport
Cellular component (GO): late endosome; HOPS complex
Molecular function (GO): protein binding
Source: RefSeq, a predicted model, not a curated record